Messenger RNA from Paramuricea clavata, 7995 nucleotides. NCBI's taxonomy places the organism in Eukaryota, Metazoa, Cnidaria, Anthozoa, Malacalcyonacea, Plexauridae. The record is from the annotation of a GenBank genome assembly.
CAUUCAAGUUUAACCAUGCAAGUGAAGUACACAAAAAUAACUUCCAAGUUCGAUUUAUCAGUUGUUCGCCAUUCACAGCCUAUAAAGAAACUCAAUCUCUACUAACAUUCCAAAUGUUUUUUAAAUCAGCGAACGAAACUACGCAGCAACCCUCAGCAAUAAUCUUAUGAAAUCAGUUAUCUUCGUAUUUAAACCUGUGGUUAUAUCUUGUUAGUUAUCAGAAAUGGUGAGAGAAAUCCGAUCCCAGAACAGAUUAUUACUAACAGGCACGCCAUUACAGAACAAUCUUCAUGAACUUUGGGCAUUGUUGAACUUUUUACUUCCUGAUGUUUUCAGUUCAGCAGAGGUAAGAUUAGUGUUUAAGAGAAAUGUAAUUUAAAUGACUCUGGCUGUUUUGGUUAAGAAAAUAUUUAUGUCACAUUCUUUCUUGGAAAUUUGUAGGAUUUUGAUGCGUGGUUUAAUUCUAAUAAUUUAGUAGAAGAAAAACAAUUGGUUGAAAGACUUCAUUCGGUACGUAUAUCAUUAUCAACUCGCCCUGUCCAACUGUCGUAAAAGCCUAUAUCUCACGCAUGCGCUGCUUGAUUACCUCUAGCGCCAGUGAGCUCUAUAUAUCUGGAGCAAGAACUUCAGUCAUUCAUGAGAAGGUGAAGCCAAGAUGGCGGCCAUUGACGUCCAAUAGUUCUGAAGGUCGUAAACAGUUUUAAUAACAUUCUCCCAGCUUAUUCCAGUUUUUUAAAACACGGAAUUUUGGCACACUCCUUGCGGCUUCGUGUUAAAUGCGCAGACAAAAACAGUAGAAAAGGGGCUGAAACUGACGUCCAAGAGCACUAUCUUGGCUUCACUUUAUGAACUCAAGUUCUCCAAAUAUAUGCAGAGCUGACUGUCUUGCGCUCAAGGCCGGAUUUUGGUGGAAAUAGUGGGGGAGGUGGAAAAAAAUUUAGGGGAGGUGCAGCGGUAUAGCUCAGGCCCCCAUCGAAAGUUAGGUCUUAGAACGGGCUAAAGUCAACGACGUGACGUAUAUGCAUGUAGUGUGUAUCAGUGUAUUAAUGAAUUAUGACUGUACAACUCAUCCAAUUUUACCCUUCAUUACAAUUACUGCAAAGUUUCUUUCAAAACAUUGCAUUGAAAGGGUACUUGACACAGAGAUGAAUGGCUAUCACUGUUUCAAUUUUACAGAAAAACUUUCUUACGAAGUGUAGACCGUAAGCAACCAAAAAAUGUAAAAUUUUCACUUUGUUCUAUCAUUGAAACUUUUCUAAGGGGAGGUGCAUGAUUUUUCAGGGGAUAGGUGCAAAAAUUCUCAGGGAAGAUGCAAAACGAUCUCAGGGGAGGUGCGCACCUCCCCCACCCCUCCCCUCAAAAUCCGGCCAUGCUUGCGCUGCCUUGUUACCCUCUAGUGCUAUUCCUAAAGAAGCCUCUGGUGGGAAGAGUUCACAGCCAAUGUGUUUCUACACUAUAAGUUCAAUUAUAAAUAUUUUAAAAUAUUACCUAUCGAGCGUUGGCUAUCAAGCGCCUUGAAACAAGACUGCUGAUGAAAACAAAAUUUUUAGGUUUUGAGACCGUUCUUGUUACGACGUUUGAAAUCUGACGUGGAGAAAGGGCUUCUACCAAAGAAAGAGACAAAGAUUUACGUUGGACUGACAAAAAUGCAGAGAUCUUGGUAUGUUUGUAAUAACAUUGAGUCGUAUGAUUAUAACACUGUAUAAAAUAAGGAAGGAUGAAACUAAACCUGAAAAAUACAAGAACUACGACAUUCUGAGCGAAGCCCUUCAUCAGGAAGUUAAUAGGGAGCUUAAGCAUGUAGGACGGUAACACGACGACGACGGCCAAAACAAAUUCCUUCAAAUAAAUGAGAGUAAAGAAAACUUGUCGUAUAUUAUAAUUCGUAUGAAUUUAAUACAGUAUAAGAAGUUGAAAGCAUUGGCUUUAUGUUUGGGAAGAGUUCUACUGAACCGAAUUUUAAGUUGCACUUGUUACGGUUUGAAAUGCAGGCGUUGUAUAAAGACGUGAAAAUCUGUGAUUUGCCGUUGUAAACAAAGCGAAGACUACGUCUGAAACUCCCCCGGGACUUUAUUUAUUUGUUUUCAUUGACUCAUUGUAUUGGUUGCCGUCGUCGUCGUGUUGCCGUCCUACAGUACAUGCUGAAGCUCCAUAAUAGCGGUUAGAAAUGGCGAAGGGCCUUCGCUCGAAAUGUCGAAGUUCGCCUUGUAUUUUUCAGGUAGUUGCAUCCCUAUUCAUCCCCAUCUUUCUUAUUAUUGGCACUACUUAUACUCGUCUGCCACUCGUAGAAAUAUUGACCAUUCAAUAAGAAAGGCCUUAUGUAGCCCCUUUGUGUAUAUACUACUUUUCCAGUUUCAACCUUCAGCUUAAAUGAUAAUAGUCAACAUGCUUUCUUAGGUAUACUAAUAUAUUAAUGAAAGAUAUCGAUGUCGUGAACGGAGCUGGCAAGUCAGACAAAAUGAGAUUGCUAAACAUUCUGAUGCAGUUACGAAAAUGUUGUAAUCAUCCUUAUCUUUUUGAUGGGGCAGAACCAGGUAUUAGAUCCAAUAAAAAUAUGUUCUAAAAAUCAAUCAGGCUUUUUUUUCGGGGAUUUUUUAGGGCCGUUAAACGGCCCCAAAAACUCUAUCUUGAAUUGAGUUUUGAAACUCAAUCUUCUCACCAAAGUUUCAGUGCAGUAAAAAUGAUGUUGUUUGAGUUAAAUUCGUGACGUGUGGAAAUUAGUUUUCAGUUGGAAACCCGACAAUAGACAAUUCCCAUUAUAGACUAAUUUUAAAACUAGGCAAGGAGAUCACAAAAGUAUACAAAAUUUGCGAACUUUGCAAGGCUAUAUUUUCCUCAUUUUACAACAUUUCGCAACCAAACUUUGUAAUUUUACUAAUUUUAGUAUGCUCUCUCUAGCUGUGGUGAUUUAUUUGAGUUUCCUUGCCUAAUUUUAAAAUUAAUCUAUAAUGGGAAUUGUCUAUUAAGAAAAAAUGGCUGGAAUUCAUCUCACAACAUAAGAAAAACUAUGCAUUCACCAUCUUUAACCAGUUUAUAGUGUCCCUGCUUUAACACAUUCAGUCUCAACUACAUUUAUUGAGUAUACGUGUCAGCCCCCGGUGGGGGGGAGGGGUGCAGCCACUCCAUCUGUUCAGCUAAACUCAAUCUUCUCUGCAAAAACGGAUCCAAGAGAAAAUCCUGAAAAAAACCCUGUCAAUGUUAUUUUGUUAGGUUAUACAAAGCAGCAUUUGCUGCAGUGUACACAAAUAAUGCUGUAGAAAUCAAUUUACUGUCUUAUGCGUUUUUAUGUUUUGUCCUCGCUAAAUGAAAGGGACAUUCUAUUUGAAUCGAAACCCACAGUAUAACGUUGUGUAAACAAUAGAAUAUGGAGAUAACGUUUGCAACCUAGAUAAAUUACAAUCCUGGAAAGAAUUAAUGAUAGACGAGGUCGAACAAAAGAUUGUGCUUUGUCAAUGAUAUGCAGGUCGUCUGGUCGAUUAUAAUUGCGAUAGUUUAAAACCACGGUCCAGUUGUUUAAAAGCCGGUUUGUCUAAUCCGAGGUUAACGAAAUACUCAAAAACAUAUUUUCCGGCAAUCUUGCUUGGAUCGAAGUUUUAUUUUCUGGCGUCUUGAAGUAAACGGAUUUGAAGAUGUCUCGAAACCAAAACAGCGGCUUAAAUUUUAAUCCAGGAUUAGCACUAAUCCAGAUAUGAACAACUGGGAAUAUCUGGGGAUCUCACUCGAUAGAACUUAUUGCUGACGGGAUUUGUAAAUGGAAUUUUCGAAUGUGAAUUUUUCUACAUUUAUUAGACUUUUAAAACCGACGACGUUUGGCGGGAAUUUGACAGACAUUAGGUAUAUAUUCCCGUGUUUUUUUACGACGACUUUUGUUUUCCUAUUUGUAGGUCCGCCAUACACUACAGACCAGCAUUUAGUCGACAAUUCUGGCAAACUUCGCGUUCUUGAUAAACUGUUACCUAAAUUACAAGAACAAGAUUCCCGUGUGCUGAUAUUUAGUCAAAUGACAAGAGUGCUGGACAUAUUAGAAGAUUAUUGUUUAUGGAAACAAUAUAAUUAUUGCCGUCUGGAUGGUCAAACGCCACAUGAAGAAAGACAAAUUUCUAUUAAUGACUUUAAUAUGCCUAACAGUGAGAAGUUUAUAUUUAUGUUAAGUACACGAGCUGGAGGAUUGGGUAUUAAUCUGGCGACGGCUGAUAUUGUUAUCUUGUUCGACAGUGAUUGGAAUCCCCAGGUUGAUCUGCAAGCUAUGGUACGUAUUCAUAUUGAUAUAAAAUAUUGAAUAUCCCAGAGCUAUUCAAAGGGAUAUUCCCAUGCAAAUUUGAAAACAUUUUAUGCGCUAAUAUUUACUGAUUAAACUUUUCGUAAUCCUAUUACUAAUUUUUACAAUAGUUAUAUAGUUAAUCCCUGGGCAAACUAGGAAACAUUGUUGUGGAAACAUUUGUGAUUCUCGAUGUUUCCUCAAAUAUUUCCCUGUUUGCCCACCCGUGGAAACACUGUUGCGUAAACAAAAUUUGCUUCCCGAGAAGCAAAAAUGUUUCCUAGCGAAUUCAGAAACAUUUGAUGUUUCCCUAUGUUUCUCACUAAUGUUUCCUAGUGUUUGCCCACUCUGGGAAACAUGGCGAAACAUUGAUAGGAAACAAUGUUUCCGCAACAAUGUUUCCUAGUUUGCCCAGGGCUUUAGUUUGAUGUAUUACGUUUCCACACCAGGAUCGCGCACAUCGUAUUGGUCAAAAGAAGCAAGUGCAGAUAUUUCGCUUCAUUACGGAGAGUACUGUUGAAGAACGUAUUGUUGAGAGAGCAGAAAUGAAGUUACGUCUUGAUAAUGUCGUUAUUCAACAAGGUAAUGCUUAGCACGAACUGUCAGUGUAGGUAGUGCCAAUAAUAACAAACUUUCGUUGGAAGGGAUGCAUCUACCUGAAAAACAUAAGGAGCCCUUCAUCUGGAGUUUCUCAAUGCUUAUCACGAACUCGUGUUUAAUGUUUACUCCAUAUCUUGGAUCUGUUGAGAUGUGACGUGAAAUUAGCUGAACAACUGAUGUGGGUGUGCAUAAUCGCUCAUGUUUACCGCUGGCUCAUGUUCACCUGUACACGGCUAAAAACGCACAGGUUGUUCCAAGUUGAUUUCGACAGGUGUGAACAAUGUUGUGCGGCCAACUAUGAAAUAGUUGUCAACCAUGUUGAUCCAAGUUGUUACAGUUGAACAAUGCUGUAACAACAUGUUGACAAUACUGUUCAUAGUGGGCCGCACAACCUUGUUCACGCCUGUUGAUAUCAACCUGGAACAAGUUGUUGAUUUUCUCAAUUUUUACGCGUGUACCUAUUUACACGGCAUAAAUGAUUAAUUUUGCAUGUACAAUCUGUUAAACCUAGGGGGAAAAACUCAAUGCCAAGCUGAUCUAAAUAUCAAACAUGUUCAAGUUUCAUGCAUGUGCUCGUCUGGCGGAGCGUCAUGCUAGAAAUUGAUAGUUCUGAAUUAAAAACCGUCUCUAAAUCAUAUUGGGGUCGGUAGUAUACGAAGGCCGGAUAGUGCUAUUCAACCAUCGUAAAAUGCUUGAAAAGUUAUAAAACUACGAAUAUGGAUCCCACAAUAAAUAAAAGGAAACUUUAAUCUGGGUUAUACUGGUGCGCUGGAUAACGCUUUCCGUCACAACGUUAAGCGAAGAUUUUCACGUCUUUGCAACGUGAAAGCUCAUGGGCGACGUUAGAUGUGUUACACAAAAUCAGCCUUAUAUCAAACACCACAUCGUUUCUCCUGAACUUUGCUGUUUGUGACGUUAUUUUAAAAAGCUUCAAGCAUUUAUUACAGUAAUCAAAGUACUUAGCGCUCAUUCCUGAGAUGAAAUGAGACCGUGUCGUCGAGUUUGCCGCAACGUAUAGAUCUAAAACUCCCUAUUGUGUAGUUUAGUGAUUUUCAUUAUUUUUACGUUAUUUGUAAUUUCAUCCAGGUCGACUGGUCGAUCCUAAUCUAAAGGUUGGCAAACAAGAAAUGUUGAGUAUGAUUCGACAUGGUGCUGACGAAGUUUUUGCUUCAAAAGAUUGUGAACUGACUGAUGAAGAUAUUGAUGUGAUCUUGAAGAGAGGUGCAGUCAAGGUGGGAAUGAAAACUUGACGUUGUUUCAUACUGUAACCAUGCAUCUGCUCAACUACCAAGUUCAGAUGGUGUUUUACCUGAGAUCAACUCUCUAAUUUCUAAGAAUUAUUACAAAAUAAUUAGUGUUUCAUUGUAAACAUGUAAUGCCAGGGCAAAGUAACUAUUCUAUAAGUUGGAGGAAUUACAUUGACGGAGUGGUUGAGUAUUUACAUACGUUGCUCCCACAAAGUGUAAUGAUUGAUGUGUUAAAAGAUUCGAUGACUGAAGUUUACAGCAAUAAAGAGUUGAAAUAUCUCGGGCAACCGAAAUUCACACCCCCAAAUUUUCGCCACUGUUGACCAAUAGAACUAACACACGCACAUUGAUUGAUUAUAUUUUAAUAUCAUUUUCUAGACGGCUGAGUUAGAAGAAAAAAUGAAACAGUUUGGCGAAAGUACAGCAAAGAAACUUACUUUAGAUUCUGUUCCUGUCGAAAGUAUAUUUCAUUUUGAAGGAGAAAAUUACAAAGAAAAGCAAAAGGUAUAUAUUGCUAUACUAUACAAGGUCCGUUUACAAUUGCAAUUUUUGCUGCGAUUUUCAAUGCGAUUUUCUUCUGAUGGAUGAGUUAUGUUCAGAUGAGUGUACUCAGCAAUGAUAACUCAUCUACUCGUUCACAUCCAUCAGAAGUAGGAAAUCGCACCAGAAAUCGCAGCAAAAUUUGCAAGUGUAAAGGCGGUUUUCCAGUCCUCGCACGAAGCUCCACGCAAUAGGCAAUUCCAGCUUUUAGUUUAUGCCUGCAGGGGAUGAUGGGAAGUAAGUUAUCAUAUUGCCGAUUAUGCUGAAAAAUUUCAAUAAAAACUGCCGAAACAACCGAAAUAUUUCAAUAUUUACAAGUACGAGCUCUCACUCCGUGUUUACACGGCCACCAUUUUUUUAUUUUUUCAGCAUAAUCAGCAAUAUGAUACCUUACUUCCCAUCAUUCCCUCCACGCAUAAACUAAAAGCUGGAAUUGCCUAUUCGCUGCGAGUGCAUGCAUAAGCACUUUCAUCCAAUCACAAUGUUUAAGAGUUCAUUUUAAUUAGAUCGAGCUUCGUGCGAGGACUGGAAUUGCGCCUUAACGUGCGAGGACUGGAAUUGUGCCUUAAUAUUGACCUCAUAUACGUCAUGGUCACCUGGACAGAAUGAGCUAGUGGCUCUAUUUCUAGUGUGCAUGUGUUUGUAGAACGAGUGCUAAGGUUGGAUUAAUAUUAAAAGGAGUGAAUACUACGGACAUUACAUUGCUUCUACCGUAGACUUCAAAGUUCUUUCAAAUCAUGUCAUUACUAAAGACAGUAAAAGCUAGGGGGAAAUUUUGACGCGGACUUGCGGCAAGUGUAUAUGUUCCGUAUUGCGUCUUGUAAUGGAAUUUAUUCUUUUAAACUUAGUUCGAAUUUAUUGUGUGUUUUUAGUUUCCAGGCGUAUCUCAUUGGAUCGAACCUCCAAAACGGGAGCGUAAAGCCAACUAUGCUGUCGAUGCUUACUUCAGAGAGGCUCUGCGUAUUACAGAACCCAAGGCUCCAAAGGUAUUUAACUUGGCUUUAAAAAUUAUACACUUAAUUUCGUAAGAAGUCAAACUGAUCCAAAACCAGUUUAUGAAUGAUGGUUAUACAGGCAGACAUGUUGCUUUACUUGUUCUUGGUAGGAAUACAUUUAUGUGUUUUUAAAGUUUUGAACUUUAAUAUUCUUUCAUAUAUGUCAGAUAGGUACAAUUUUCGCCUUUUCUCCUAUCUUAUCAAUUCCAAUGUAUUUUUAUUGUAAUUUUCCAUACAGGCUCCACGUCCACCUAAACAACCUAACGUGCAGGAUUAUCAAUUCUUUCCACCAAGACUUUUCGAGUUAUUGGACAUGGAAAUUUACGCAUUCAGAAAGAACAUUGGUUAUAAGGUA